AUGAAGUUUGCAAAGUUGGGCCGCCCAAUGGAGGCGUUUCGCCGUCGCAACUCAGUACCGAGUGCCAUGACGCCGUGGGAGGCAGAGGUUGCUCAGCAGUCAGGCCUGGACACAAGUCCUCUUCCUCGCAUAACAGGCGCAGCUCUUGCGAUGGGCCUCCUGGUUUCUAUGGGCGGUAUCGUCUUCGGUUACGACACUGGUCAGAUCUCUGGAUUCUUGGCCAUGACCGAUUUCAAGGACCGGUUCGGCCAACGUACUCCUUCCGGCACAGCAUACUUCUCAGUCGUCCGCUCUGGUCUCAUUGUGGCCAUCCUCUCCAUUGGUACCUUGAUCGGAGCACUCGUGGCGGCUCCCAUCGCAGACAAGAUUGGCCGCAAACGCAGUAUUAUCUUCUGGUGCGGCAUCUUUUCGGUUGGAAUCAUUGUUCAGAUCACUGCCACCGACAAAUGGUACCAAAUCAUGCUUGGCCGUCUUGUGGCUGGCUUCGGUGUUGGGGCCUUGUCUCUCCUCGUCCCCAUGUACCAAGCAGAGACUGCACCCAAGCACAUCCGAGGCGCCCUUAUAGCGACAUAUCAACUGAUGAUCACAUUCGGUAUUCUUCUUGCUGCCAUAUUCAACUACGCUGCCGAGGAACAUCAAGCCGGAAAGGCCGCAUCAUGGCAAAUUACUCUGGGUAUAACGUUCGUGUUUCCAUCCAUGCUCGCUUUUGGCAUGCUAUUCUUCAGCGACACACCUCGUUUCAAUUACCGUAAAGGCAGGAUUGAGCAGGCCAAGCGUACGAUGAUGAAGGUGUACGGGGUGGGCGAAAACCACUUUGCGAUCCAUACUGAGCUCCAGGAAAUCAAGGAGAAGCUCGAAGCCGAGUCUGUUAAAGGCAAUGUCGUCAAAGAGUGGCUUGGUAUGUGGAAGGCGCCGAAGAUGGCCCGGAGGUUAUUGAUCGGAAUGGGCCUACAGAUGUUCCAGCAACUGACAGGAGCGAAUUAUUUCUUCUAUUACGGCACUACCAUAUUCCAGGAUGCACGGAAUGGUAUCAACUUCGGAACCACCUUUUACGGCUUGUACAUCGUCGAACAUUACGGACGCCGUAAGUCGCUGAUCGCUGGCUCCCUCUGGAUGUUCGUGUGUUUCAUGGUAUUUGCCUCCGUGGGCGCAUUCUCACUCGACCGGACCACCCCCUCGAAUACGCGGAGUGCAUCCAUUGCAAUGAUCGUCUUUGCAUGCUUCUUCAUCUUUGGAUUCGCCACCACUUGGGGCCCCAUGGUCUGGGCUAUCUGUGGAGAACUGUUCCCCAGCAGGUAUCGCGCAAAGGCCAUGGCCCUGACCACUGCGAGCAACUGGAUGUGGAAUUUUUUGCUUGCGUUCUUCACGCCCUUCAUCACCAAGGCAAUCAACUUCAAAUACGGUUAUGUGUUCGCAGGAUGCAAUCUCGUAGCCGCUUGCAUUGUCUACUUCUUCGUCAUUGAGGGUAGGGGUCGCACGCUCGAGGAACUCGACACCAUGUACCUGCUCGGAGUGCCACCUUGGAAGAGCUCUAAGUUUGUGUUCCCGAGUGACGAAGAGCUGGAUGAAGAGACCAGGAAACAGGUCGCUGAGGCGAGGAAGGGGUCGCUGACGGGUGGAUCUAUGCGCGGACGGAGAGGCUCUUUGACCCUUCAGAUGGAUGGGUCAAUGCACCCUCAAGCGUUGAAGGAGAAGAGGAGGGAUGAGGAAGCGUAA
Messenger RNA from Westerdykella ornata, 1716 nucleotides. RefSeq names its product MFS monosaccharide transporter-like protein. The transcript has 5 exons. Gene Ontology annotation, molecular function: carbohydrate:proton symporter activity. Gene Ontology annotation, cellular component: plasma membrane. Gene Ontology annotation, biological process: transmembrane transport; carbohydrate transport. Lineage: Eukaryota; Fungi; Ascomycota; Dothideomycetes; Pleosporales; Sporormiaceae. The coding region runs from base 1 to 1716 and encodes 571 amino acids. The record is from RefSeq and is a predicted model, not a curated record.